This is a messenger RNA of Condylura cristata (star-nosed mole), 933 nucleotides long. RefSeq names its product olfactory receptor 14J1-like. Gene Ontology annotation, biological process: G protein-coupled receptor signaling pathway. Gene Ontology annotation, molecular function: olfactory receptor activity; odorant binding; G protein-coupled receptor activity. The record is from RefSeq and is a predicted model, not a curated record. The transcript has a single exon. Bases 1 to 933 code for a protein of 310 amino acids. Gene Ontology annotation, cellular component: membrane. Lineage: Eukaryota; Metazoa; Chordata; Mammalia; Eulipotyphla; Talpidae.
AUGGCUAAUUUCACUGUGAGUGGGUUUAUGCUGAUGGGAUUUUCUGCCAAGCCAGAGCAGGAAAUCCUACUUGCUUCUCUGUUCUUAGUGUUAUACAUGGUGGCAUUAACUGGCAACAUCCUCAUUAUCACCGCGACUUCCAUGGACAGUAGUCUGCACUCACCCAUGUAUUUCUUCCUGAAACAUCUCUCCUUCCUGGACCUGUGCUACAUUUCCGUGACGGUGCCACGUGCUCUAUGUAAUUCUUUCAUGCAUGGCGGCUACAUUUCCUUUGGGGAAUGCAUAGUGCAGUGUUUUGCUUUCACUCUCUGUGCAUCUGCUGAGGUAUCUAUGCUCACGGUGAUGUCUUAUGACCGCUACAUGGCCAUCUGCCUUCCAUUGCGCUACGAAAUCAUCAUGGAUGUCAACAAAUGUGCCCAUGGAGUCUUAGGUGUCUGGAUCAGUGGGCUCAUUUCUGGAGUUAUGCAAACAGCGGCCACUUUCUCCAUGCACUUCUGUGGUUCCCAGAUUCACCAAUUUUUCUGUGACAUCCCCCAGCUCCUGAAACUUUCUUGUUCUAAGGAGUAUGUCAGUGAAAUUGGAAUAAUUGCCUUCUUGUCUUUUAUGUCUUUUCUUUGCAUCAUCUUCAUUGUACUGUCCUAUGCACAGAUAUUCUCUACUGUGCUGAGGAUGCCAUCUGCUGAGAGCAGAGCUAAGGCCUUCUCCACUUGCCUUCCCCACCUCGCUGUUGUCAUUUUAUUUAUUUCAACCAGUGCAUUUGAGUUUCUCAAGCCCCCUUCUGACUCACCCAGUACACUGGAUAUUUUUCUCACUAUUAUGUACACGGUUGUGCCCCCAACACUCAACCCAAUGAUCUAUAGCCUGAGAAAUAAAGCCAUAAAAGUUGCUUUAAGAACAGUUUUCCAAAGAAGAAAUAUUGAUCUCUCUUGUUGA